Coffea arabica (coffee) is the source of this 3078-nucleotide messenger RNA. Its product is annotated as putative late blight resistance protein homolog R1A-3. Lineage: Eukaryota; Viridiplantae; Streptophyta; Magnoliopsida; Gentianales; Rubiaceae. The record is from RefSeq and is a predicted model, not a curated record. Gene Ontology annotation, molecular function: ADP binding. Gene Ontology annotation, biological process: defense response to other organism.
AUGGCUUAUGCUGCUGUGGCUUCUCUUGUCCAAACGCUAGAGUACGUGUUGAAAUUUUCACAUUUGGUUUUCCAAAUCAAGAUAAAGCGUGCCGAAGUUUACAAUAAAAGAGUUGCUGAAGUCAUAAAGCUUUUGGAAGCAACAUCAAACGAGUCGGAAUAUCAUCUGGAGCAAGCUAUUGAUAUAUUGGAAUCGCCGAAAGGGAAACAGGUUAUUCGGUUUCAGGAUGAUAGUGGAUGGCUUCUGUCGCAAUACCGGCUGCCAAGAAGAGGAGGGCGAGUUCUGUCAGUGGAAAUGCCAGAAAUGGAGGAACAAAAGAAAAACAUUUUGGAAGAGAUUGAUUCAUUUCAGGCAGGCUUGAAUGUGUUUUUUGGUGUAACCGGUCCUCACAUCAUCAGGGGAGAUACAAGAAACUACUUUCUUUGGCAACUUGUUCGUACGCUGGUAGGAGAACAGCGUCUGGGAAGUGACCAACUCAAAAAGAAAAUAGUUUAUUUUUACAAAGUGACCAGGGACACAACAAAUUUGUGCAAGGAGCUUCAGUCCUUGCUGAUCAUUCUUGACAAUCCUUCAAAUAAAUGCCAUGAUAUAUUGAAAAGUAUCCAAGAUGUUGCAUAUAGAGCCAGAGACAUUUUUGACCUACGCAUGAUAGAAAAUCAAGUUGAGCCUGCCUUGACAUACUGCUUAAGGGUUAGGAAAGGAGAUCUAGAAGGGAAAAGUUCUUUUUCUUUUGAAGAGAGGGUCAACAGGAUUUUCGGUCUUGAAGAGAGGGUCAACUGUCUUUUCGGUGCAAAUGCUGGCAAAUUUUUGCGGCAGACAUUAGAAAAUGUUCGUUCUAUUAAGAACAACAUCAAAGAAAUCAAUUCUGAGGAGCUAACUGUUGAAGAUUUGCAAUUGGGGUCUGCUUCACUUGAUGGUUCACAUCAAGCCCAAGGCAGUACAAAUCAGGAGGAUGCUGUGGUGGGUCUUGAUGACGAUAUGAGGAGAAUCACAGAAAAGCUUACUAGACCACCACCAUUUCAACUAGAAAUUCUGACAAUUGUGGGUAUGGGCGGCAUUGGCAAAACCACUCUUGCUAGAAAAGUUUUUGGUCAUUGUUCAAUUGUUUUGCACUUUCAUUGUCGUGCAUGGGUCACUGUAUCCCAAGUUUAUGAAGUUAAAGAUUUGCUCUUCAGCCUCUUGUGCUCAGUUUCAGAACCCACUUAUGAAAAGCAUGAAAAGAGUAAAGAAGAUAUAGGUGAAGAGCUUUAUAGAAAACUGAAGGGUAGAACAUAUUUGAUUGUCAUGGACGAUUUGUGGAGUAUCAAGGCCUGGAAUGCUGUCCAGGGAUAUCUUCCAGAUGACAGAAAAGGAAGUCGUAUAAUAUUGACUGGUAGGUCCAUUAUUACUGAGUUGAAACCCGAGGAGAAACCUUACCAUUUCAUGAGACUUCUGGAUAGAGAUCACAGUUGGGAAUUGCUGGAAAAGGUGGUAUUUGGAAGAAAAAGUUGCCCACAUGAAUUGGUGGAUGUCGGAAAGCAAAUCGCUGAUAAAUGUGAGGGACUACCCCUGGCGAUUGUUGUUGUUGCUGGUCUUCUCUUGCGAACUACGAGAAGACUAGACUGCUGGCAAGACAUUGCGGAUAGCGUAAGGUCACUUAUGCGCAAUGAUCCUACAAAUUGCCUGGACAUACUUGCUUUGAGUUACAAGAAGUUGCCCAAUCGCCUGAAAGCCUGUUGGUUGUACUUGGGGGCUUUCCCUGAAGACUGUGAUAUUGAAGUUCAGAAACUCGUUCAUCUUUGGGUUGCUGAAGGUUUCUUGGAUCCAGAACCCAUAGCAGACACGGAACAGGUUGCAGAGGAUUAUUUAGACGACCUAAUUGGCAGAAACUUGGUUUCGGUGGGAAGGAGAAAUUUUGAUGGGAAAGUCAAAACAUGUCGCCUCCAUGAUUUCUUGCGGGAACUAUGCGUGAGAGAAGCUGAGAAAGAGAAGUUCAUGUAUGUCACACCAAGAGGUGCCCAAGGUUUUCGAACAGGCAUACGGGAUAUGUAUCGGCUCAGCAUCACUGAUUACUCGGUGCCAUCAUUUAGACAUGCCAUUUCAUUUAUGUGCUUUAGUUUGGGUUAUGGCUUUUCGCCAGAUCUCCUAUUGCUGGAAUUACAGCUUAAAUUGCUGAGAGUAUUAGACAUAUACUUUCUUCAUUUUGAUCAUUUCCCCAUCCAGGUAGUGGAAAUGGUUCAUUUGAGGUAUAUCGCAUUUAAUGUUACUUAUGAGCUUCCACCGUCAAUGUCCCAGCUUAGAAAUCUCCAAACCAUACUCAUUCGUGGCCCGUGGGAAAGCCCCAUUCUGUCUUUGGAAUAUUGGAGUAUGCCAUCCUUGAGGCAUUUUCACUGCAGUGUAGUUAGUCACUUGAAGAAACCCACAAUUGGCAGGAAGAGCUUUGACCGACUGUUUGCCCCAGAAUAUCUGCUUAGUCUCUCCACGAUAAGCUUCUCUUCUUGCACGCGGGAGGUUUUCAACAUCAUGCCCCAACUGAAGAAGCUAGGCAUCUGUGAAACAGAAAAGGACUACAUUACAGGUGUUUCAUCUGAAUGCCUAGCCAAUCUGCACUUGUUGUGUAAGCUGGAUACUCUCAAGUGUUCAUUUUUCAAAGAAACAAGUAAAACGCGGGAUUUAUGUCGGUUUUCUUUACCCUACAAGCUCAAAAAUCUGACUCUAAGUUGGAGCUAUCUUCCAUGGGGGGAUAUGGCCAUUUUUGCCAAUUUAGGCCACCUUACAGUACUCAAACUGAAAAACUUUGCCUUUCAAGGACCAAGAUGGGAACUGAAUGAAGGGAUAUUUGGUUGUCUAAAGUCGUUGCUAAUAGAAAGUACAGAUCUAGUACACUGGGAGGCCACAAGCACUGAUCAUUUUCCAUGCCUUGAGCACCUGCUUCUGAGGUCUUGCAAAUCCUUAGAGGAGAUCCCAUACGGUAUUGGGGAACUUCCUACCCUCUCACUACUUGAGGUGCACUACUGUAGCAAAUCUGCAGAGGAUUCUGCUAAAGAAUUUGGAGAGGAAAUUGAAGGCUUGAAGGUUGUCACGAGAAGUGAUAUUUAG